Necator americanus (New World hookworm) is the source of this 330-nucleotide messenger RNA. RefSeq lists its product as uncharacterized. The record is from RefSeq and is a predicted model, not a curated record. Bases 1 to 330 code for a protein of 109 amino acids. The transcript has 7 exons. Lineage: Eukaryota; Metazoa; Nematoda; Chromadorea; Rhabditida; Ancylostomatidae.
AUGUGUCAAACUAUGGGACCUCUUACCGACUGCGCUCCACUCGCCCCUACCAAAACUGAGCCUGACGCGGUUGGUGUAGACAGCUACGUAUCGCUCUGCCCAUAUCAUCAGAUAUGCCAGAAAACAAAACGGAUUCAUUUCUGGGCCAUCAACUAUUUUGGAUCUUCGAAAGGGAUGUCGUGCUUGAUCAUGUUGAGCAGCCAGAAAAUUCUAUCCGUCGGGCCUCUAAUAUCACCUUAUAAAAGCUGGGUUUUUAUAAGGGUGUACAGAAGUGGACAUACGGAUAAAUCAUUCUUGAGACGCGUAACAAGACGGCGAUAUUGCUUCUGA